Messenger RNA from Ceratina calcarata, 1480 nucleotides. RefSeq names its product inosine triphosphate pyrophosphatase. The record is from RefSeq and is a predicted model, not a curated record. Bases 350 to 922 code for a protein of 190 amino acids. The transcript is spliced from 2 exons. Gene Ontology annotation, molecular function: nucleoside triphosphate diphosphatase activity. Lineage: Eukaryota; Metazoa; Arthropoda; Insecta; Hymenoptera; Apidae. Gene Ontology annotation, cellular component: cytoplasm. Gene Ontology annotation, biological process: nucleoside triphosphate catabolic process.
GGACACCGAAUGGGUCGGAACCAGCGGCUUCCGUCCAAAAUCCAGGGAAAGCCUAUCCUCCGAUUCCUUGCGACUGUCUCUUGUUGGUUGUUAGUUAGUUAGUUUAAGUAGGCUUUAUCUGAAUUUUGUCGGGAAUGAGGAAUCGAGCCAAGUUGCUGGUGGAGGGAGUAUGGGAUACGAUGGGAUACACUUUUCUGGCAGCCCUGAUUGGUUGCACUACACGAAAGCCGGACACUUGCGAUGUUGCCAUUUUAUUCUCAGCAUGGCUAGGUAUUAAAGUAGGCUGUGCCACCAUUGUGGAGGAACGGCAUUCACAAGUGAUUCCUACCGGUACCUGAAUAUAUCGAGGAUGUCGAAAGCAAUAGUAUUUGUAACUGGGAACGCAAAGAAACUGGAGGAAGUCGUGGCUAUUUUGGGCAAUAAUUUUCCAAUAAAAAUUAUCAGCCAAAAAAUCGAUCUCCUGGAAUAUCAGGGAGAGAUGGAUGAUAUUUGCCGAAACAAAUGUCGAGCAGCAGCGGAAUUAAUAAAAGGCCCAGUCAUUGUCGAGGACACGUGCUUGUGUUUCAAUGCGAUGAAAGGAUUACCUGGACCUUAUGUUAAAUGGUUCUUGGAUAAAUUAGGACCGGAGGGACUCUACCAAAUGCUUCACGGUUGGGAAGAUAAAACAGCGGAGGCAGUCUGUACUUUUGCUUAUUGCCCAGGCGAACCGGAAGAUUCGAUUCUGUUGUUCCAAGGUAGAACUCAAGGAACUAUUGUGAGUCCUCGGGGUACGCGAGAAUUUGGCUGGGAUGCGUGUUUCCAGCCUUUAGACAGCGAUAAAACCUAUGCAGAAUUACCGAAAGAAGUGAAGAAUAAAAUUUCUCAUCGUAGCAAAGCGCUAGAGAAACUGAAGGAGUAUUUUAUGAACAAUGUAACACAGUAGAUUAAUAAAUUCCUCUUUGCGGCAGUAUUAUACUGUAUAUCCAUAAUUUACUUCAUUUUAUGUUUCUGUGUAUACAGAUUGUCAAUGAAGCAAAUUCAAAAAUGAACCUGUCCAAAAUUUUUUGACUACUUUUCCUUUUUAUUUGUAACAUAACGAGAGUUUCCUCCAAAUUUUUUUUGUGGGAGGCCCCGAUAUUUUUACCGCUUACGGCCCCCACUGGUCUCAAUUCGCCGCUGUGUGUAUAUUAAUUCUCGAUCUCUAAACCGGAGGCAUUUGCAUCCUAAUGUUUUGGCGUUGUUUCGUCUUCUCGUGUAUUGAACUUUCCUUCUAUCUUCCAAAACAAGUUGUAGCCAGAUAAGCUUAUUACGAUAAUUUUAAUUCACGAUAUUCGAAGACGCUGUUUUAUCAAAAUUUUCUUCAAACCAUCACCCACUGAAAAACGCAUGUCACGAAUAACACGGAUUUAAAUCAUAAGAAUAUCAAAGAAACGCCUACAAAUAAAGAUUAAAAAUAUUUGUAAAAUAAUGAGAUUAGAGAAAAUAAACACUGUUUAAAACA